AUGGCAGAGGCAAAGCCCGCGUCCCAGAAGAUCUGGCUGAUCUCCAAUGACAACGCCACCAUGGAAGUCGACCGUGUCGUGGUUGAGCGCUCCAUGCUCUUGAAGAACAUGUUGGAGGAUUUGAGCCAUACCGACAUCACCCAGGACAACCCUAUUCCCAUCCCCAACGUCAAUGAAGCAGUCCUGCGAAAGGUGGUCGAGUGGUGCGAGCACCACCGUAACGAUCCCGUUACUACUCCCGAUGACGAGUCGGAUGCCCGCAAGAAGACGACUGAUAUCGAGGAGUGGGACCAAAAGUUCAUGCAGGUGGAUCAAGAAAUGCUCUUUGAGAUUAUUCUUGCAUCCAAUUUCCUUGAUAUCAAGCCUCUUCUGGAUGUCGGUUGCAAGACUGUCGCCAACAUGAUCAAGGGCAAGUCUCCCGAGGAGAUCCGCAAGACUUUCAACAUCACGAAUGACUUCUCCGCUGAGGAAGAGGAGCAGAUCCGUCGUGAGAACGAAUGGGCUGAGGACCGAUAA
Trichoderma gamsii is the source of this 516-nucleotide messenger RNA. RefSeq names its product E3 ubiquitin ligase complex SCF subunit scon-3. The record is from RefSeq and is a predicted model, not a curated record. NCBI's taxonomy places the organism in Eukaryota, Fungi, Ascomycota, Sordariomycetes, Hypocreales, Hypocreaceae. The transcript is spliced from 4 exons. Gene Ontology annotation, molecular function: cullin family protein binding. Gene Ontology annotation, biological process: mitotic cell cycle; SCF-dependent proteasomal ubiquitin-dependent protein catabolic process. Gene Ontology annotation, cellular component: cytoplasm; nucleus. Bases 1 to 516 code for a protein of 171 amino acids.